This is a messenger RNA of Paramecium sonneborni, 4980 nucleotides long. The record is from the annotation of a GenBank genome assembly. Lineage: Eukaryota; Ciliophora; Oligohymenophorea; Peniculida; Parameciidae.
AUGAAUAGACAAUAAUUAUUAAAAAAGUAUCAAGAUAUUUUAUUUGAUUACUUGGAGAAAGUUAAGAAGAAUAUUCCAAAAUAGUAUCCUUCUUUCAAAGACUUUUUGAAUAAAAUGAUUGGUAUUUAUUGAAUUUAGAAUUUAAGAUCUUGUAAAAUUUGAAGGUUUACCGAAAUUAGGAAAACAUUUGGUGGUUUUUAGAUUGACAAUUAAUAUGAGACAAUCUAAAUUAACUUAAUUAGCUUUAUCUACAUUAUUUGUAAUAAAUGAAUUUUGAAGUAAUUAGAAAUUAGUUUCAAAUUGUUUUAUUGAUGGGAGGAUAGAAGACACUUCAUAAGAAUUCUAUACAGAUGAAUUUUCAGAAUUGUUUAAUGAUUCAACCUAUAAUAAAGGAGAAAAAAAAGUAUAGCAUAAAAUUAUUAAAUAUUUUAGACAAUCAUGGAUGUAUUAAUUAAUUCUGUAACAUCAUGUCUUUUUGAUAAAGAUGAAAAUAUAAUUCAAGGUCUAAAAUUAUUAGUUGCAUUUAUUCUAAAUCCAUAUUGUUAUGUAACAUCAUAAAAUCUCACAAGAAUUAUUAAAACUAUAAUCUUCUCUUAUACUCGUAUUCUAUAUUUUAAGCAUAGGUUCUAGAACAUAGACAGUAGAUAGAUAUGCUAAGAAUAUGCUUUAUUAGAUUAUUAAUUAUACAUUUCAAGCAGUUGAAGGGGAAGUAAAAUAGUUUUUAUUAUUAUAAUUAGGUUUUUACUAUUUAAAGAAAUAAACGCAAAAUGUCAAUCAAAGAAGAUUCAGUAUCAAAAUUAACUUAAUUGAUUAUGCUCUAAUUGGUAGAUCUAGUAUGUUUAAAUUAAACUCAACUAAAAUUUUCUAAUUAAUCCAACAUUUUAAAUGAAUAAGAUCAACCAUCAGGUUAUUUUGGUUAUUGUAUAAUGUGUAGAAAAUCAGCUAAUCUUUAUUGUAAAGAUCAUAGAGUACCAAUCUGUUCUUUCAUAUGUAAAAAACAACAUUAGGAAUACGUAGAACAAGCUUAAAGUACUUACAUUGGAGCAGUUAAAUAGUUUGAAGAAAAUCUUGAUUGUGCAUUAUAAUUGUAUGAUAGUUUAUGCAAUUUACUACUUAAUAGAACUACCUUAUAAUUAGCAAAAAAUCAAUAAAUUAUUCUUGAAUGUAUAUUGUAUAUUCUUGAAACACCUGAUUUUGUACUUAGUAAAAAUUAAAAAUUUAUAAAAACAACAAAAGAGAGAUUAUGCAAUUAAUUAUUAAAAUAUUGUUUAGAAACAGAAAAAACUUUGUAUUAAUUUAGUUUUAGAAUAUUUCAAAGAAUAGUGAGUAUUAUGAGAAAAAACAUCAAACAUGAAAUUGCCAUCUUUAUUAAUUAAAUUUAUUUAAAUAUUCUUUUAAGUGUUAAUUCAAAUAUAUUACAUAAGUAAAUAGCUCUAGAAAGUUUAUGUAGUAUAUUGGAAAGACCAAAAACUGGAUUAGAGUUUUAUAUAAAUUAUGACUGUCAUACAAAACAUGAAUGUUUGAUGUAGAAAAUUAUUAAUACUUUCUAUGAAAUUAUUGUACUCUCUAUUUAUUAAAAAGCAGAGUAUUAAAUAUAAAGCUAAUAAGAAAUUCUUUUAAAAAAUUUGGCAAUAAAGGCUUUAUUUUUUGUUAUUGAAGGUUUAAAUAUAGUAUUUGAUAAAUUCAUUAUAACACCUUCUGAAGAAAUGGGAUUACCCUAAAUAGAAGAUUAGAAUGCAAAUGUAAGUGAAAACAUUACAGUAAUGUAUACAAAUCCAAUUGAAAUAUAAAGAUAAUUAAAAUAGGAAAUAAUGAAGGGAUGUUAAAUAUUUUAGAAGAAUCCAGAUAAAGGAAUAAAGUAUCUUUUAGAUGCUUAAGUGAUUUAGAAUGAGUAAUUUUAUUUGAUUAAUUUAGUGCAAAAGAAAUAGCUAAAUUUUUUAGAGAAAAUCAGCAAUAAAUUGGUAAAGAUGCAAUUGGAGCAUUUUUAGGAGGACAUUAAUAAUUAAAUAUCAAAGUUUUAAGUGAAUUUACAGAUAUGUUGAAAUUCAAAGACUUAACUGUUGAAUAAGCUUUAAGAUAUUAUUUAGAUUAAUUUACUUUACCAGGAGAAGCAAUGUAGGUUGAUAGAGUAGUUUAAAAAUUCUCAGAUAGAUAUUACAAAGAAAAUCCAAAUUCAAUUUUUAAAUCUAGUGGUAGUAUUUAUACUUAUUGUUAUCUGUUGGUUAUGUUAUAAACAGAUUUACAUAAUCCGUCAGUUGCAGAAAAAAUGAGAUUGAGUGACUUUUAAAAAUUGGCUCGAUCAAUAAAUGAUGGUGACGAUUUACCAUCUGAUUAUUUAACAUAAACUUAUAAUUCUAUUCUUAAAUAACCAUUAGCAGUAAGAGAAAAAGAAAAGAAUCGUGUUUUUAUGAAGGUUUCAUUAACUUAAAGUAUAAGGAAAAAAUAAGAUUUAUUUUAGAGAGAAAAGGAAGCACUUCUUAAAUAAGGAAGUGAAUUAAUUAAGACUAAAUAAGAUUUCCAUGAAACUAUUUAUUAAAUAAUUAAUUAAGAUAUGGCUUAUUUAAUUAAACCAUUUUUGGAGUGUAUAGGUAAACCUUUAUUUGAAAUGUUUUUGUUUAUGUUUAAUAAUGACCAUAUGGAUCAGAUUUCAAAUUAAUGUAUUUAAGGAUUAGUAUUAUUUAUUAAGUUAUGUUCAUUUUUUUCAAUUCCAUUACAAGAUUAUAUGAAUACAUUAAUAAAAGCUACAAAACUUAAUCAUUUAGGAUCAAUAUAAAAUAAACAUAUCAAUUUGAUUAAAUAAAUUUUGUAAACUGUACCUUUGAUAGGAAAUGGAUUAAGAGAAAAUGGAUGGAAAAGUAUUUUAUAAAUGAUUAGUCGACUUGAUGAAAUAAGAAUGAUACAAUAAUCUAAAGAUAAUUUUGAUGGUUACAAUAUAACCAUCUUAAAUGAAUCAUUAUUAGAAUUUGAUAUAAUCGAUAAGAUAUUUAUUUAAUCAAAACUAUUAGAUGAUGAAGCAAUUUAAGAAUUCAUUAAUGCAUUAUGUUUUAUGUCAAAAUAAGAAAUAUAUCAAUCUCAUCCUCGUUUAUUUUGUCUGUAAAAAUUAGUAGAGGUUUGUGAUUAUAAUAUGAAAAGAGUUAGUUUUGUAUGGACUAAAAUGUGGAAUAUUGUAAAAGAUCAUAUUAAUGAAGUUGCAGUAAAAGAAAAGAAAGUUGCUAUAUUUACAGUAGAUUCACUUAAAUAAUUAAGUAUUAAAUUUCUAUAGAAGGAUGAGUUAUAUGAUUUCUAAUUCUAAAGAGAUGUAUUAAAACCUUUCGAAUUUAUAUUUUUGUAGUCUAAUUUAGAAGUGAAAGAAUUCAUUCUUUCUUGUAUUAAUCAUAUAGUUUUGAAUCAUAAACACAAUAUUAGAUCAGGUUGGAGAAUGAUCUUUGGUUUAAUCACUUUAGGUUUGAAAGAAGAUAAUGAUAAGAUUUGUAAAAUAGCAUUUUAGAUUCUAUCCUAAAUCAUGGAACAUAAUCUUCAUCUAUUGUAAGAUGUUUUUAUUGAUCUCAUCCAAACUUUGAAAGUUCUAGCAGGCAAUAAUCAAGAAGAUAUGGCAUUGGCAUCUAUUGAUUUUAUUAUAUAAUGUUUAGGAUAUCUAUCAAAAUAAGCUUAAAUUAUACCUAAACUUAAUUGGAAUGAAUUUGAAGAACUAGAACCUACUAUUAGAAAUGCAUCAACAGCAGUAUAACUUGAAAAGAUCUGGAUUCCCUUACUUGGAGUAUUAUCUGGAUUAGCAGGAGAUAAAAGAAAUAAAAUAUAAGCUAAGUCUAUGGAAACUUUAUUUGAAUCCUUAUAAUAAUUUGGGUAUGCCUUUAGUGCUGAAUUCUGGAAAAUGGUAUUUAGUACUGUCCUUAGACCUAUCUUUGAUGAAAUCUAAUUUACAUUUCAAUAAAAUCAUUCUGUUGCCAAUACUAAUAAUAAUUGGUUUAAAGAUUCAUGUAAAAAAGGGUUUUCUUUAAUUAUUAAUUUAAUGAAAAGAUAUUUUCAAAAAUUAAGAGCAUUAUUGCCUGAAUUUUUAAAAUUAUUCGAAAAUUGUAUACAAAAUUAAAAUGCCAAAUUGGCCAAAUAUAGUAUUCAUUCAGUUAAAAAUAUGACAAUGAAAAUUGGGAUGAUGUUUAAUGAAGAAGAAUGGGAAUAAAUUGUUUAAUUUAUUGAUAGAAUAAUUCGAUUAACAACACCAACCAAAUUAUCAAGUUUUGCUAAUUAAUCUUUAACUUCAAGUAGAAUGAAAAAUAUGAUUGAAGAUUGCUUCACUUAAUGUGCUGCUUAAUUAUUGAUGAUUUAAAUAAGCAUAGAGAUUUUACAUUAUUUCAAUUAAAAAUUAAAUUUGCAAUAAUUAUUAAUUAUUGAAAAUACCUUUCUUUAUUCAUAUUAAUUUGCUGUUUAAUUUAAUUCAUAAAUAGAAUAAAGAUAUCUUUUAUGGAAAUAAGUAGUCUUAUAAGACAUGAAAUUUUUACCUAGCUUACUUAAAUAAGAAAGAGAAGCUUAUGGCUGUAUGAUCAUUAUUAAAAAAUAUAAAUUGAAGAAUCAUCAUAUUUUAGAUUUUGAUUCAUUAAUUACACCAAUCGAAAUUUUUAUUAAAAAAAAUGAAAUUCUUAAAGCAAACCCAUAAUUCAAUGAUGAAUAAGAUUAAAAUAUCCAAAAAUUAAAACUUUAAGAAAUCGAGAGAGAAAUUUCAAAUUAUAGACAACUAUUAGAUGUUUACAUAUUGCCAACACUUAGUGAAUUAGAUGAUAUACAUGUAAAUUAAAUAUCUAUUUAUUUUAGCUAAAAUAAUACAAUAAUCUGUUAUUUUUUCUAUUAUUAUAAGCAAUGAACUAUUCAAGUGACUUAAUUAUAUGUAAAGACUGUGUUCGUUGUUAGUUAUGCUUGCAAUAAGAAAAAACCAAUUUAGAUUAAUAAAUUAUUUAAUUAGUUUAAAAAUUAUAUGAUUUAAAAUGA